GAUUCAGCAUCAGAGCAGCGCUGGAGCACUUGGGGACUGUGCUACUAAGUACUUUAUAUACUAGACUCUCGACUAAUACCUUUCUGGAUCCCUUACUCGUGCAUGCUGGGUUAUAUCGCUCUUCGACGUAAUACCAUCGUCAACCGCAUACCUACCACACCAUAUCCACGAGCCAACGUUGUCUUCUGCAACUUCAAUCUCUUCUUCAGGCGUAGCACUCACUCCAGUAACUCUCUCUCCACUGCGAAAUUCAUUAUGCUCUCAGUACCCUCGACACCACCUCCAAAGUCAAAGAUUCUUGUCCUUGGAGCAGGCAACUUUGGAAGCUGUCUGUCGGACCAUCUCGGAAACUCAGACCACGAAGUGUUCAUGUGGUCUCGUGAAGCUCGUUUUGUGGAAUACUUCAACAAGCAUCGGCGGAAUCCCGACUACUUGAAAGAUCAUGAAUUUUCAACAAAUAUCCGCGCCGUUGGCCCGGAGAUGCCCAGCAAGGAGAUGAUGAAACAGAUGGACGUUUUACUUUUUGCAAUACCAACGCAAGGCGUCAGAGAAACGCUGAUCAAACUGCAGCACAGCUUGAACCGCGAGAACUUGCCACUGAUGAUUUUCGUUAACAAGGGUAUUGAAACAGAUACGCAAGCAUUAACGCUCGAGAUCAUUGCCGAUACUUGCGGAAGUGAAAUCGCUCGUGCGGCAACUUUCAUUGUGAGCGCUGCGUUGUCUGUUGAUUUCCAUAAUUCCAAAGUUGUCCGCAGGCAACCGACCUCUGUGUCCGUCGCGUCUCUAACAGAAUCACAAGCAAAAAAAGCGUCAGAGAUAUUUCACCAGCCGUGGUUCCGGUGUUACACUGGAUCCGAUCCAAUAGGAUUGGAACUUGCAGGUGCUCUUAAGAACUGUCUUAUCACUCGUGGUCUCGCUGAGAUGACGCGAAUCGGAACCGCAUACGGAGCGUCGCCAUUGACGUUCCUGGGGCUCGCUGGUGUGGGAGACCUGUUCCUUACGUGUAGUUCGCCGACCAGUCGUAAUUACACCGUGGGUUAUCGACUGGGUAAAGGAGAACCGCUGGAAGAUAUUAUCAAGACGCUCGGUAGUGUAGCUGAGGGCGUGACAACAGCGAAGGGCCUAAAGAAGAUUAUCGAUGAGAUGCAAGUAUCCGCGCCGAUUGCCAAUGGGAUAUAUGCUCUUCUGUAUGAAGGAAAAGACCUGCAUGAAGGUAUACAAGAGCUGAUGUGUCGCCCGCCGUCACGCGAAUUAGACCUGCCGGAGAAAGCAGGGGAGCCAGCCAAGAGGUUAAUGCAGAAGCUUGGAUUGGACGCAUGAGCUAUUUACACUUGUACUAAGUCUUCAGGGAGGGUGGUUCCAGUUCCGUUUCCGCAUUGCAUGUGAUCGUGACUGAUAAAUGUGUCUUCCUGAAAAGGAAUGUACCUAGAUUAAUGACCCACGCGCGACGGGUUAUACACAUACAUACGUAAAUUAUACGGAAGACAACUGUUCAUCGUCCACGUUUGCGAUUGCAUUCAUUGAUUUGACCAG
This is a messenger RNA of Suillus paluster, 1533 nucleotides long. RefSeq names its product 6-phosphogluconate dehydrogenase. The transcript is spliced from 7 exons. Gene Ontology annotation, cellular component: cytosol; glycerol-3-phosphate dehydrogenase (FAD) complex. Bases 103 to 1320 code for a protein of 405 amino acids. NCBI's taxonomy places the organism in Eukaryota, Fungi, Basidiomycota, Agaricomycetes, Boletales, Suillaceae. Gene Ontology annotation, molecular function: glycerol-3-phosphate dehydrogenase [NAD(P)+] activity; NAD binding. The record is from RefSeq and is a predicted model, not a curated record. Gene Ontology annotation, biological process: glycerol-3-phosphate catabolic process; carbohydrate metabolic process.